Molecule: messenger RNA, 1155 nt
Organism: Naumovozyma castellii
Lineage: Eukaryota; Fungi; Ascomycota; Saccharomycetes; Saccharomycetales; Saccharomycetaceae
Gene: HGH1
Product: Hgh1p
Exons: 1
Coding region: 1-1155 (384 amino acids)
Source: RefSeq, a predicted model, not a curated record
AUGCCAUCUCAACUAGAAGAACUAGUUUCUUUCCUACAUUCUCCACAACCUGCUGUGGUUCAAAUUGCAUUAGAUAACCUGGUAGGGUUCAGCACAGGUGCAAAUGCUUCCAUUUUCAAAUAUGAUAAUUACAAGGCGUUAUCAGAUUUAAGGAAAUUGGCACAGGAGAAAUCUAAGAUUCUCGUGCAACAAUCUGUGACUAUAUUGGCCAAUUUGUGUGAUGAUGCCAUCAUGAGGAAGAUGAUCGUUGAUGAUACAGAAUUUUUAAAGUUUUUGACUUGGAAAAUUUGUGAUUUGGAGAAUACUUCUGCUGAUAUUAUGUGUAUCCUUUUGAGUAACUUGGCAAAGGAGGAUACUAUUACCUGCGUCUUUGAUUUUGUUAAGGACGAAGGGAAGAAGCUGGAUGCCGUCUUUAAGAGUAAUAAAGUUAUGGAUUGCCUGAUGGAUUGUUUUGUUAUGGGGUACGAUAGAAAAUUGAAUAAAUUCGCUAACUUUGAUUAUUUGGCCUAUUUCUUUUCUGAUAUUUCCAGAUUCAGAGCAGGGAGAUCAUAUUUCAUCUCAGAACAAGAAUAUGAUGGUGUAGUACCAAUUUCAAAAUUAUUAGUUUUUACUGAAAAGUAUGAUUCAAAGACCAGAAGAGAAGGUAUCGCAUCCACAAUUAAGAAUUCAUUAUUUGAUUCAGAGAUUCACGAAAGAUUGUUAACUGAUGAAAAUAUUAAUCUACUUCCCUAUAUUCUCCUACCGAUUACCAGCUAUAAAGAUUCUGAAAUUGAUGAGGAGGAUAUGUUUAAUUUGCCCGAUGAAUUGCAAUUACUUCCAGAAGAUAAAAUUAGAGAUCCUGUACCAGCAAUUAUUUGCUCUCAUUUGGAAAGUAUACUGCUGCUAUGUACCACUAAAAAUGCAAGAGAAUAUAUGAGAAGUAAAUCAGUCUAUCCAUUAGUUAGAGAGUUGCACAAAAAUGUAGAGGAUGAAGAUAUUGGUGAAUUAUGUUAUAGAAUCGUUAAUACCUUAAUGAGAGGUGAUCCAAAUGCAGGACCCGUUGAAGAACUGGUAUCUAAGACUGCUGAAGAAGAAGAUGAUGACGAUGACGACGACGACGACGACGAAGAUAUGGACGAAGAUGAUGACGAUGAGGACAUUGUCGAAGUUUUAUAA